Molecule: messenger RNA, 972 nt
Organism: Paramecium pentaurelia
Lineage: Eukaryota; Ciliophora; Oligohymenophorea; Peniculida; Parameciidae
Source: the annotation of a GenBank genome assembly
GAUGUCAAAGUGGUUAGAUAUGGGUUUAACUUGUACACAAAUUAGUUUCAAGACACAACAAUCUGCUUCAUGUAUUUUAACAUUUAUCAAUAUAAGAUUGUCCAAUGAAUUGUGUCUUUGAACUUGAUGGACAUAAAUUGUAUUUAGGAAAUAUCAAUGCUGCAAAUGACCCUUCAUAUCUUAGAAAACAUGAUGUUGGUGCUGUAUUAUCUGUCAUUGACACUAGUGAUAUCAAAUUAGAAAAGUCAGUUAUUCAUCUAGUAAUUAUAUUCAUUAUUAUUUUAGUGGAUCGCAGCAGAGGAUUGCGAAAAAGUUUAAUUAAUAAGAUAUUUUGAUUAGGCCUCUAAUUUUAUAUAAGACAAUCUUAAACACACUAAUAUAUUAGUUCAUUGUUAUGCUGGCAUCUCAAGAUCAAGUUCAUUGAUUAUUGCCUACCUACUAAAAUAUUAAGGUUAUUCAUUAAAGGAAGCAUUAAAUAAAUUGAAAUGUUAGAGACCUUAAGUUGAUCCAAAUGAUGGAUUUUUGGAACAAUUAAAAUAAUAUGAAGAGAAAAUUAAAUAAAGCAAGACACGUCCAAAUUCUAGUCUAAAUAAAAGUGAAAGCAAAUUUUUAAGUUUGAAUUCAAGUGUUGAAAAAUAGAAUUAGAUUCCAAAAGGUCGAUAGAGCAUUUCAAACUUCAAUAUUUAUAGUAAUCUUAAUUCUUAGGUUACCAAAACUAAUAUUAGAAAUCUUUAAUUAACUACUAUUACAGUUCCCAAAACUAAAUCAAGCUUUUUAGAAAAAAGUUGUAGUCCUACUAAUAUCAACACAUAAAAUAACUAAGGAAAGACAUUCUUUUCGAAUUCGAAACUUGAAGAUCCUUGGAAAUAAUACUAAAAAAUAAAAAAUUAAGAAACCGUAUGGAAUAAAUCAAUUUUAGGAAUGAAAAAUAUUUAUAACAAUCACAGUAGAUAACAUUCUUUGAACCAAUGA